UUAAUGGUGUGCAAUGUUACAAAAUGCCAAGCUGUGAUUCCUAACUUUGCGUUUCUCCUGCAGAAGCAUCAUCAUGAGUGUACUGCCCCCUGUACGGAAAGACCGCGUCAUCAGCCAGCUUCCCAAGUGCUUCAGUAAAGGUGCUGCUUUGAACACAGAGGAUGAGUUCCACGGGAAGGUGAAGACGGCCUGUCAGCAGCAGAGGACAGGAACUGUGGGUAGGUUUAAGAUCUCAAAGGUCAUUGUAGUGGGUGAUCUGGCGGUGGGGAAAACCUGUCUAAUUAAUAGAUUUUGUAAAGAUGUCUUUGACAAAAAUUACAAGGCCACCAUUGGUGUGGACUUUGAAAUGGAGAGGUUUGAAGUUCUUGGGGUCCCUUUCAGCUUACAACUGUGGGACACUGCAGGACAGGAGAGAUUUAAAUGCAUUGCCUCUACAUACUACAGAGGAGCUCAGGCUGUAAUCAUUGUGUUUGAUUUGACUGAUGUGGCUUCACUGGAGCAUACGAGGCAAUGGCUGGAGGACGCAAUGAAAGAGAAUGAUCCUACCAGUGUAUUACUCUUCUUAGUAGGCACAAAGAAAGAUCUGAGUUCUCCUGCACAGUAUACACUAAUUGAGCAGGAUGCCAUUAAAAUGGCAGAUCAGAUGAAAGCAGAGUAUUGGGCUGUGUCCGCCUUGUCUGGGGAGAAUGUAAGAGAGUUUUUCUUCAGAGUGGCAUCUUUAACGUUUGAGGCAAAUGUUCUGGCAGAACUGGAGAAAACUGGAUCCAGACGUAUUGGGGAAGUUGUUCAAAUCAACAGCAACUCAAAUAACAUGUCUGCAACUUCCAAGAGGAAACAGACCAACUGUUGUCAGUAAAGACAGCAAACAUUUGCACCAACAUACCAAAGCAAACAUACACACAAAUGUACAUAAACAUACAUUGGUAGAAUCUAUAAGAUAAGAAAAGUUGGAUGGACAGUAUUCCAACUAUGUGACUGUGCACAGAGCAGCAUGGUUUGUUAUUCAUAGGGUGAAACUGAAUAUCUGCUGGAUGAAAGAAAACAUUCCUCUGUUGGAAAACUUGUGGUUUGCAUUUUUUCUGGCAAAGCAGUAUUCGGUUUUCCCACAAGAUUUAUGCUCAGUAAUAAGUGAUUAUUC
Messenger RNA from Carassius carassius (crucian carp), 1138 nucleotides. RefSeq names its product ras-related protein Rab-34-like. Bases 74 to 856 code for a protein of 260 amino acids. NCBI's taxonomy places the organism in Eukaryota, Metazoa, Chordata, Actinopteri, Cypriniformes, Cyprinidae. Gene Ontology annotation, biological process: endocytosis; phagosome-lysosome fusion. The transcript is spliced from 10 exons. The record is from RefSeq and is a predicted model, not a curated record. Gene Ontology annotation, molecular function: GTP binding; GTPase activity.